Pistacia vera is the source of this 2933-nucleotide messenger RNA. RefSeq names its product LMBR1 domain-containing protein 2 homolog A. The transcript has 14 exons. The record is from RefSeq and is a predicted model, not a curated record. Lineage: Eukaryota; Viridiplantae; Streptophyta; Magnoliopsida; Sapindales; Anacardiaceae. Bases 295 to 2502 code for a protein of 735 amino acids. Gene Ontology annotation, cellular component: membrane.
UUCUUUCAGCCACAAAACGCCAUUACUAACUAAUCAAAUUAAAAUUAACUCACCAACUCAAUUGAAUUUAAUUAAUUUAAAUUAAGACGAAAGCAUCUUGUUCGUGCCCAAUAUAUCCCCAACCGUCGACGCACGUUAAAUCAUUUGUCGCCUCUCAGGCGGGCCUGCUUCACGCCUGUAACCCUAGUCAAGUCGCGAGGUUUUUAUUAACCACCGAUCCGCCCUUUCUCAACGUCCAGAAAAAGCGCGAUAAAGUGUUCGAAACGAAAGAGAAAUUUGCAGAAAGCUAGGAACAUGUGGGUUUUUUACCUGAUCUCGCUGCCUUUAACCCUAGGCAUGGUAAUUUUAACGUUGAGGUACUUUGCUGGGCCCGAGGUUCCUCGUUACGUUCUAUUCACCGUUGGAUACGCCUGGUUCUGUUCUCUCUCCAUCAUCAUCCUCGUCCCCGCCGAUAUUUGGACGACUGUAUCGCAUCCGCCGGAUUUUAAUGGUAAUGGAGGCAUUUCGUUCUUUUGGAGCUGGUCUUAUUGGAGCACGUUUUUACUUACUUGGGCUGUGGUGCCCCUUAUUCAGGGUUUUGAAGAUGCUGGUGACUUCACUGUGACAGAAAGAUUGAAGACUAGUGUACAUGUUAACUUGGUCUUUUAUUUAAUUGUGGGAUCCAUUGGCCUUUUUGGACUUAUUCUUCUCAUCAUGAUGCACAAGAAUUGGAGUGGAGAUGUUCUUGGUUUUGCUAUGGCAUGCUCAAAUACUUUUGGGCUUGUUACUGGUGCAUUUCUGCUUGGUUUUGGCUUGAGUGAAAUUCCCAAAAGCUAUUGGAAAAAUGCAGAUUGGACCAUCCGUCAAAAAGUGCUUUCUCAUAAAAUUGCCAAAAUGGCUGUGAAACUUGAUGAUGCUCAUCAAGAUCUUUCAAAUGCUAUUGUAGUAGCUCAAGCAACAUCAAAUCAAAUGUCCAAGCGUGAUCCUCUCAGACCUUACAUGAAUGUUAUUGAUAAUAUGUUGACUCAAAUGUUUAGAGAAGACCCAUCUUUUAAACCACAAGGCGGCAGAUUGGGGGAAAAUGAUAUGGACUAUGACACUGAUGAGAAAUCAAUGGCAACUCUAAGGCGUCAUCUUCGAGGAGCUAGAGAGGAGUAUUACCGGUACAAAAGUGAGUAUAUGACCUAUGUAAUGGAGGCCUUAGAAUUGGAAGAUACAAUAAGAAAUUAUGAUCGACGCAAUUCUACUAGAUGGAAAUAUAUUUCAAGCUUUAGACCAGUUCGAAGUGGAAAAAUUGGGGCUGUCUUUGAUACGAUAGAGUUUAUUUGGAAAUGUAUUUUAAGAAAACAAGUUGAGAAGCUUUUAGCUAUCGUAUUUGGUACCAUGACAGCUGCUAUUCUUUUAGCAGAGGCGACACUUUUACCUAGUGGAGUUGAUCUCUCUCUUUUCUCGAUACUUAUAAACUCUGUAAAGUCAGAAGAGGUGUUUGUUCAGCUAUUUGCCUUUGUACCUCUGAUGUAUAUGUGUGUCUGCACAUAUUAUUCCUUGUUUAAAGUUGGAAUGUUAAUGUUUUACUCGUUGACACCUCGGCAAACAAGCUCAGUGAACUUGCUUAUGAUAUGCUCGAUGGUUGCUCGAUAUGCUCCUCCAGUUUCAUACAACUUCCUCAAUCUUAUUAGACUUCGUGAUGGGCGCAAAACUAUAUUUGAAGAGCGGAUGGGGAACAUCGAUAGUGCUGUCCCUUUUUUUGGAGAAGGAUUUAACAAAAUUUAUCCACUUAUUAUGGUUAUAUACACCCUGUUGGUUGCGAGCAAUUUUUUUGAUCGUGUAAUUGAUUUCUUUGGGAGCUGGACGAGAUUUAGAUUUCAAACCGAAACGGAGGAUAUGGAUGGAUUUGAUCCAUCUGGAUUAAUUAUUUUACAAAAAGAACGAUCUUGGCUUGAACAAGGGCGUAAAGUUGGUGAUAAUGUUGUUCCACUGGCAAGAAAUUUUAACGGCACUGAUAUUGAGAGUGGCAGCAAUAGCACAGAUAAUGCCCUCGAAAUGAAGACGACAAGAAGUUUAGUAACUGAUGGUAUGAAGGGAACUACUACACUGAAAUCUUCAAAAGAAGAAGCUCGAAAGUACAGCACAAGCAGAGAAGCCAUGAGCAACAAAUAUGCUGCAAUGAGAGAACAGAGUAGACAAUCAUCUAGUACAAAACCAGCUGAGCAAAAUAUUGCCGCUGCUAAGGUCUCCUUGCUUAAUGCAGGAAACUCUUCUGGCAACACAACUGGAGGACCAACUGGUCUUGCCUCCAAAUGGGAAUCAAUGAAGACAGGUUUCCAAAGUUUUAGAGCAAAUAUAGGUGCCAAAAAGUUUCUUCCUUUACGCCAAGUACAGGAAACUACACUAAUCUCUCGUGCUGACUCAUCGGAGUCCCUUGAUGAGAUAUUUCAGAGACUGAAACGGCCAUCAUCUUCAGACCAUGAGCAUGUGGAUGAAGAUGAUGAAAAUGAUAAUAUUUCAGGCCCUGCUAGAUAAUGUAAAGAUUUGCUCGGGCAAAAGAAACUUGCUCUUUCUAGAAACUGGGGGGAGAAGAUGUACAGGUUACGAGCAGUUUAAUUUGAAGCAUGCACUAAAACUUUUUUCGUGGGUGAAUCCUCGGAUGCAACUGAAGCGGGGGGAUAAUGUUCUGCUACAGUAAGACUGCAUAUCUAUCAACAAAUUAAAGACUUCAGAUGCUAGAAAAGGGUAAUUUGAAAAAGCUACGUUCAUAGUUCAUACAAAGGAAAUUUUGGGAAAACUAUAAGUUGUAUCAUUGAACAACACUUUGGCAGACGCUCCCCUUGCUGGGUAGCUGAUUCUGGCAACACAAUGAAUUCUAUAGAAAAAUAUUUUUAUGGAAAAUUUUAUUACAUUUCAUUGUUUAUAUUUUAUAAGUGGGUGCAUUGAACCAAAUACAUCUGAACUGA